Molecule: messenger RNA, 4764 nt
Organism: Vollenhovia emeryi
Lineage: Eukaryota; Metazoa; Arthropoda; Insecta; Hymenoptera; Formicidae
Product: protein aubergine-like
Biological process (GO): regulatory ncRNA-mediated gene silencing
Cellular component (GO): P granule
Molecular function (GO): piRNA binding; protein binding
Source: RefSeq, a predicted model, not a curated record
UAGUGCAGUAAUAAAGAACAGGUCCCAUGAUUCACCCAAACGCACCUCUCUCUAUUUGGUUAGACGUGGCCGUAUUGGAGCCGACUAGGAUCCAGGAGCCAUUAACAACAAGAAGAAGAAGAAGCACCUCUCUCUCGGCAACAGCCAGAACAAUAUAUAUCACAAUAAUAGAUCACUCAUUCCAGCAAAAAUGUCUCAGCGAGGCGGAGGAAGAGGGCGAGCGAGCCAUGGACGAUCGAAGCAGCCGACUGCUCCCAAGCAGGAGCAGCAGCGCAGCAGCUUCCGCAUGCUCAGCCGUCGACGAGCACCGGUGCUGUUCGCAGACCGGGAACGCAGCCGCAGGACACUGGCCUGAUAAUGCAACCAAGAGCACUGGACGCGGCGUGGUACAGCGUGUUGGCGAAAAGGGCGAUAGCACUACGGUUGCACAGAUAGGCAGAGGCGUGGAAAGACUCGAACUACCUCCCGCCGGUGCCAGUGGAGAUGCUAGUACCAGUGCCGGCCCAGCAAGCACCGGAGUUGUUGUCUCAUCUGGACGAGGCGGAACCCGCGGCAAGAGAAUGUUACCUUCAGAUAUAUUUGUUAUGAAGCCGAGCCACGUGGAGGACAAAAAAGGUUUCUCUGGCACCAAGGAAAUGAUAAAAGUUAAUUACUUCAAGUUAAUUCGGGCGACAGAUUGGGCUCUAUAUCAAUAUCGCGUUGAUUUUUCGCCUGAAGAAGAUCGCACAAUGGUGCGUAAAGGUCUACUCAGGAUCCAUCAGAAGAAUAUCGGCGCAUACAUCUUUGACGGCACUGUAAUGUACACAAGUUGCCGAUUACCCGAUCGAAUGGUGUUCACUUCGAGUCGACAAUCGGAUGGAGAGAUUAUAACUAUUACCGUACGUCUUGUCAGCGAUAUACUAGUAGGCGAUGCCCAGUACAUCCAAUUUUUUAACAUAAUCAUGAGAAAAUGUUACGAGCAUCUGAAGCUGAAGUUGGUCGGUCGCAAUUAUUUUGAUCCUGUUAACAAGAUCGUACUGCCGCAAUGCGGAUUGGAAUUGUGGCCAGGUUACUUAUCAUCUAUUCGUCAACAUGAACGAGAUAUCUUGAUGUGCGUCGAGAUAACUAAUAAAGUUAUGCGAUUGGAUUCAUUAUUGAAGAUCUUACAAUCUUGUUACGAGAGAAACCCGGGCAAUUUCAGAGAAAUGUUUGCUAACACUGUGAUUGGUACGGUAGUUCUCACCGAUUAUAACAACAAUACAUACCGUAUCGAGGAUGUAGAUUUUACAACUUAUCCUAGCAGCAAGUUUCGGUUAAAAGACGGCAAGGAAAUAUCGUAUAUAGAGUAUUAUCAAUCAAAGUAUGGAAUCAGGAUUGCGGAUCCUCAACAGCCAAUGCUUGUAUCAAGAUCCAAAAUAAAAGAUCGACAAGCUGAAGAGGCGAACCGGGUUUAUUUAGUACCCGAGCUGUGUCGCGCAACGGGUUUGACUGAUGAAAUGAGGGAAAACUUCAAACUUAUGGCAAGUUUGGCUCAAGAGACGCGUCUCGAUCCUGGAAAGCGUAUCGAGAAAUUGUUGAAUUUUAAUAGAAGACUUUGCCAAGUACCUGAAAUUAUGCAAGAGUUGAACCAUUGGAAUCUUCAGUUGGAUAAAAAGCUGCUCGACAUUCCCGCACGAGUGUUAGCUCCCGAGAAAAUCUAUACUGGCGACUUUGCUUCUGACAGCAAGAGUGUACUUACUCCCGAAAGAGGCGAUUGGACGAAUACAUUACGUAAUAAGAAAUGUGUAAUUGCUCCACCAUUGAAUAAUUGGGUGUUCUUGUGUACCGACAGGGAUAGAGCUCGUGUGGAGGAUUUUAUAAAAACUCUAAUAAAAGUAUCAUCAGGGCUUUCAUUUCAAAUGUCGCGUCCGGACAUACAAACUAUCCGCGAUGAUAGACCGGGCACGUAUAGCGAGAUGUUGGAACGAGUACUGAGCAAGCAAGUACCACAAUUGGUGUUUUGCUUAGUAUCGAACAAUCGCAGCGAUCGCUACUCCGCGAUCAAGAAGAAGUGCUGUGUCGACCGGCCUGUGCCAUCGCAGGUCUGCUUGUUUAGAACAAUGACGCACAAGAAUAUCAUGUCUAUCGCCACAAAAAUAGCGAUACAGAUGAGCUGCAAAUUGGGCGGGGCACCGUGGUUUGUGGAUAUUCCCUUGGACGGAAUGAUGAUGAUUGGAUUUGAUGUUUGCCACGACACAACGAUGAAAAACAAGGAUUUCGGCGCUACAGUUGCUACUUUGAACAGACAAAUGACGAAGUACUUCAGCGCGGUAAGCGUGCACAACACCGGCGAGGAACUGUCGAGUGAUCUUUGCGACAACAUCUGCAAGGCCGCACUGACGUACCAAGCGACUAACAAUCGUCUGCCAAGUCACAUUGUGAUUUAUCGCGAUGGUGUCGGCGAGGGCCAGAUCGCGCAAGUUAUGGAUCGCGAAGUUUUACAAAUAACGAAGAGGCUCAACGAGAUGUAUGGCGGCCCGAAAUACAAGAUGGCCUUCAUAAUCGUGACGAAACGGCUGAACACACGAUUCUUCCGUGGAAACUACAAUCCGGAGACGGGCACGAUAGUUGACGACGUAAUCACGAGCCCGAUCAAAUAUGAUUUCUUCAUAGUGUCGCAGCAGGUGCGGCAGGGCACGGUAACGCCUACCUCGUACAACGUCAUUUACGACACGCUCGGUUUAGAUCCCGACAAGAUACAACGUUUGACAUACAAAUUAACCCACGCAUACUACAAUUGCUCAAAUACCGUUCGAGUACCGGCGCCCUGCCACUACGCUCACAAGCUGGCGUUCCUGGUCAGUAAGUUUAUUCACCGGGCGCCGGAUACGCAACUUCAAAACACGUUGUACUUUUUAUAAUUUGCUGUUUUUUUACUUUGUAAUACUACAUUAUUUCAUUCUUUUUUCCCCCUGGUCUUGUACACAAUAUCUUUCAUUUUGCCUUUGUUAAUGCUACAUUUGAGAUAGUUUAAUUACGAGAAUGAAGGUUUUAUUUUUAAGAUUAUUAAAAUCUCAAAGGAACUACAGUUGAAACUCAAAGAGAAAAACUGAAUGAUGUGAUACUUUCAUUGCUUCUAAAAUAAUGCUGCUUUGAGAUAAUUUACAGUCAAGUACACUGAAAGUGAAAUAUUUUACAAUAAAUAAUUUUUUAUAUUAACAUUAAUAUGAAACAUUUGGUGCAAAUGUCAAAUGAUUAAGGUUCCUAGUCUGUUCCGCAAUUGUCCUUGUUUAAUGAUGUUAGAAACACGAAAUGACGUUGAGAAUUCUUGUGUUAAUUUUUAAAUAAAAAAGAUAUUUGGACGAAAAAAAGACUUGAGAUUACUUUAGCACACUUAUAAAAUUGUCCGAAAAUUACCCUUUUCUUUAUUUUAAAUUUACUUAAAGAUGUUUUAUGGAACAUUUUGUUGACUAUUGACCCUAGUGCAUCGGCUAAACGUUGGCUCAACACAACCAAGUAUUGGGCCAAUGUUUAACUAAUGUUUGUUCGAUGCACUGUGCUACUAGGGGGAGUACCCAAAGAUGAUCUUAAAACUGUCUUGAAUAUAAAACUGAAUAUACCGGCCUUAGUUAUGUGCAAUCGCGUAAAUUUUCAGUGUGUUGUUUCUCACUUUUUAUGUUAUUAAACAAGAACAGUUACAGCAGGAGCUUUAAUAUUAAUAUGGAACGUUAUUUAGAGAAAAGCUGAAAGAAGCACUUUGAGUUGUGGGUAAUUGGAAUCUAUUGGUAGCUAUUUUAGCGCCCUGACUUCUCUACUUUUUAAGGUUUCUUCAUUGUAACUAUGUUGAAUUAUUAUAUAAAAAUCAUUUAAUUUUCGUAUAAUAUUAAGUACUGCAGUCAUUAGGGUUUCAUCGCAUCGAAUAGUCUACAGUAAUGCUGGAUGUGAUAUGAGUACUUAGCCAUUCCAAUAAGUGCUGUUUUGUUACCUCUUGUAGUCAUUGUAAUCAUUGAUUUCCGAGGUCUUCUUUUCUUUCGUUUGGACACGGUACGAUGUCUAAACUGGUGUUAUUAGCUACAUUUGGAAUUGUAAAUCCGAAAUUUCGGAGUGCUCUUUUGCGUUCAAGUGAACGAGAGAGGAUAAUUAGACAGAAAAGGAGAAGUACUUCCAUACCUCAGAUUUGCAAUGUCGAACACAAUUAUGUUACCAAUCCAAUUUAGUAGGAAUUUUAGUUUUACUUUUUGUACACCAAAGUUAUGUUUAUAAACUGUAUUUCUUCCGAUUUCAGUGUACAAUGUAAAUCGAUGUAUAAAAUCUAUUUCUAAUAGAUUUUUAAAUUCGUAUUUUAGUUUUAAUUACAUUUGUAAGGAAUGUUGACGAUAUCGAUGAUAAACUUCUAUAUAUAAUACACUUCUAAGUGCAGUUACAGUUUCAUUUAAGUUUAGUCAAAUUCAUGAAAAAAGUAUCUAAUCGCAUUCGAAAGAAUAUAAACAUUUUUGUCUACAUUUGAAUGCGACUCGCAGUUAUUUUCAAAAAGAUAAGCUUUUUCUUAAGAAGUUAACGUCUUUCAUCGAUGACAAAUUAAUUUUAAGUGGAGGUUUAUCUCGAAAUCUGAUUAUUGCAGCAAGAAAUUCCUAUAUCAAUAUUUUAGUUAGUCUUCCAUUACUCAAAUGUGAGAUUCCCCUAUUUUCGAUAUUCAACAUUACCAUAUUUCAUCCUCGAAAAUGUAAACGUUUAGAUCUCAAGAACUGAUAAAUGUUUAAUAACUAUUUGAUGUUAUGUAAGGUGUAAUAAAAUUAGUCUACGCAA